This is a messenger RNA of Megalopta genalis, 1808 nucleotides long. RefSeq names its product coiled-coil domain-containing protein 149. The record is from RefSeq and is a predicted model, not a curated record. Lineage: Eukaryota; Metazoa; Arthropoda; Insecta; Hymenoptera; Halictidae.
GAAAGAAAUACGCCCAUCUUAUCACUACACGUGAGAAAUGUCUAAUGAAAUAACAGUUUAAAACACGUAAACAAUAAUUAUUGCCAUGUAAUUUCGGUUCUAACGACUCCAAUAAACUAUUAUGUAUACUGUAUACAUUACGUAUUUUAAUAACGGUUGGUAACAGACACGUGAAUGCUGUUUAAUUAUUCGACACUUAAUCGAUAGAUUUUUCUCUCUUACUUUUGUGUUUGUUUCCCUCAUUCGUUGUAUUUCCUCAUUUUUCUGAGCAGAAAACAAACAGUAUUGUUCAUAAAGUGUACAUGAGAGUAUAAAAUAUUUGAUUUCUAUCACUUUAACUAAUUAUGGCUCACGAAAGAAACGAGGAAAAUUUUAAUAUCACAAUGACGAGUGAUAAUGACAGUCUCGCGUCAAAAGAGAUAUUGGAGAAACGAUUGCAAAUGAAAUCGGAAGAAGUCGAGUCUUUGAACAGGGAAUUACGUGAAUGUAAAUUGCAAGGAGAUCAAUUUAAGACGAUGGCAGAACAGAUGCAAGAAAGAUUUAUACAGUUGAAAAAACAGCUAAACAGUAUACAAGAUUCAAAUGGGUGUUACAGUCCAGAAAAACACUUUAAGACUUUGGAUUUAUUGAUGGAAGCUAGAGAACAAAAUAAAUGCCUUAGACUGCAAGUAUUGACUUUAAGACAAAAAUUAGGAGAGAACGGAGCAGAUGUUAAACCGCAAGACACGCAAUGCGCAACUGCUGUUCAUCAAAGAGAAGAAAUGAUAGAACAGUUGGAGAGAUUAAAUGUUAAAUGUACUCAGUUGCAAACAGAUUUACAAAUAGUUUUAGAUGAGAAACACGAACUAGAAAUGGAAAGGGACGCGUUUAAAUGUAAAGCACAUAGGCUGAAUCACGAACUAUCGAAAGCAUUAAACGCGUCCAAGCCGGUGGACGUAGAUGCUCUCAUCAAUGAGAAUAGAUAUUUACAAGAAAGAUUACAACAGUUACUAGAGGAGAACGAACUGACGAGGCAAUCGCUUUCUAAAUACAAAAGUAUGCUGGAUAGUAAACGGAUAAAAGGAUCCGUGAAAUUGGGAGCUAAUACAACUGCCGGUACGAUUAUGACCCACAAGCAAGUGGAACAAUUGCUGCAUCACGACUCUCACGUACCAGCUCAGAAAUCUGCAGCAGCGAUGUCGGAUUUACGAUGUCUAUGUGUGGCUCUGCUCGAAGCGCUAAACGAUAAAACUUUAGCUUUGGCGCAUCAAAAGAAAGCAAACAAAAUAUUGGCCUUGAGAAUAUGCGAAUUGGAUAGUACGGUGGAAUCGCCGUCAACGAAAUUGUUAGAAGGAUAUACGGGCGCGAACGUGGACGCGAGAUGCGACAAAGACAUGGCGGAGUUUGUGGAGACGACCAGAUAUCACGUAGAAAAUGUCAAGGAGUUUUGCGAUAUCGAGCCUUCGGACAAGAGCGGUAGUGCUCAAGCCAACGUAUCAUCUUCGGAAAGUCAAAUCAUGCAUCAAUUGCAUUCCAUACAGAUGAGCCUUCCAAAAAAUUUGCGGGUUCUAAUUCAGAAGGCGAUAAACAAUUUAAAAGAGAACGAUAGGGGAAAAGUAUAGACAUACGCAUGCUGUAUAAUGUAAAGUGUAUAAUGUAAAAUGUGAAAUGUAAAAACGUUCUUCUAAAAAUCUAGUAGAAGCUAAAGAUUACAAGUGUUCAAAAUGCAGCGAGCGUAUAAGGGAUUUGCACGACAGGCAUUUGAUUGCCGGUUAAUGUAGGGAAUAGUGAACUUUUCAUUUCGAUAAUAAAGAAAAUGACAAGACGCA